AUGAACUUCUACACUGACAGACUUGAAGAUACUGCUGCAGGUGAUCAGCUGAGUGCCAUACUGAAUUCCAUUCAGUCACGGCCUAGUUUGCCAACUCCUUCCAUCUUUGAUCAAGCUGCAAAACCUCCCUCUUCCCUAGUCCACAGCCCAUUUGUGUUCGGACAAUCCCCCUCCUUCCAGCAGCCUCAGCCUUCGCUUCAGAAUGAUAGAAGUCAAUUCAAUGCUGCUCCCAAGCUACCUACUACUGUGAACAAAUCAGACUUGCCUUCAAAACACAGAGUUGACAGCAAAUCCCCCAAACCAGAUGGCCGAGUAAGUCGUUCUAAUGCUGAUCAGAAGAAACCACGAAAUAAUGAAGGACUCACUGCAAGUGAAUCUCUUCUGUUGAAGUCUGAUGCUGCAAAACUGAGAUCAGACUCUCACAGCAGAUCUCUGUCGCCAAACCACAACACUCUUCAAAUUCUAAAGAACUCUGAUGGAAAGCCAUCUGGUCUCAGAUCAGAAUCUCCUGGUCCUGGCUCACGUUCUACAUCACCAAAGCCAAAGACUGUGCCUGUAGGAAAAUCGAAUGUGUCUAGUGCAGGUGCAACACGUUCAACAUCUCCACAAGAGAAAAAUCUACCUCAAAAAGCUGCAGGUCCUGCAAAGACCAAACUUGAACCACCACGUGAAAGGUCCAAGUCUGAUUCUUACACUCUGGAUCCUGACACACUGCGGAAAAAGAAAGUACCUUUUACAGAACCAUUAAGAGGUCGAUCUACUUCUCCCAAACCAAAAAUUACACAGAAAGAUGGUAAACCAACGGGUGGUAGUGAAAACAGAGCUCCUUCUCCUCAUGUUGUUCAAGAAAAUCUGCAUAGUGAAGUUGUUGAAGUAUGCUCUUCCAGUACUUUAAAGACCAACAGCAUUACAGACAGCAGUUGUGAGGACAAUACUGAGCUAAAAAGUGUUGAUGAUGGUACAUCCAAAGUCCAUUUCAGUAUUGGAAAAGCACCACUAAAAGAAGAGCAAGAUACAAGAGCAUCUCCCAAAGUAAGCCGUAAAAGUGCUGGUAGGCAUGUUCGACCCAAAAAAGAGAAAGCAAACUUUCUGUUCAAAGAAGCGUCAAGAUCUGCUGAACCUGCAAAGGAAGCAAUGUCCCCUUCUGUGGCUGAAUGUGCAAGAGCUGUAUUUGCAGCGUUUCUUUGGCAUGAAGGCAUAGUUCAUGACGCAAUGGCUUGUUCUUCCUUUCUGAAAUUUAAUCCAGAUCUGUCCAAAGAACAUGCACCUAUACGAAGUAGUCUUAACAGCCAGCAACCUAUAGAGGAAAAAGAAGUCAAGUUAAAGAAUAGGCAUUCCAUAGAAAUAUCAUCUGCACUUAACAUGUUUCAUAUUUCUCCCCACGGGCCUGAUAUAUCCAAAAUGGUCAGUAUUAAUAAGAACAAAGUCUUGUCCAUGCUUACAGAACGGACUCUUCAUGAAAAAUGUGAGGAUAGCAAGCAUGAAGCUUCUCAUUUUGAAGUAUCAAACCACCAUUCUGGUAAAUCCCGGCCCCCGCUUCCACUAACACUUCAGCAUCUUGUAGCCUUUUGGGAGGAUAUUUCAUUGGCCACCAUAAAAGCCGCAUCCCAGAAUAUGAUCUUCCCAAGCCCUGGUUCAUGUGCCGUUUUAAAGAAAAAAGAGGGCGAGAAGGACAGCAAGAAAGCAAAGAAGGAGAAAAAGAAGAAAGACAAGGCAGAAUCUAGGCCUCGUGGAAAUUUGUUUGGAGAAAUGGCUCAAUUGUCAGUUGGAGGGCCAGAGAAAGACACAAUUUGUGAGCUGUGUGGCGAAUCUCACCCAUAUCCAGUAACAUAUCAUAUGCGCCAAGCACAUCCAGGCUGUGGACGAUAUGCUGGUGGUCAAGGAUAUAACAGCAUUGGGCAUUUUUGUGGUGGCUGGGCAGGAAACUGUGGUGAUGGAGGAGUUGGUGGAAGUACUUGGUAUUUAGUCUGUGAUCGCUGCAGAGAGAAGUAUCUCAGAGAAAAGCAGGCAGCGGUAAGGGAGAAGGUGAAGCAAUCCAGACGGAAGCCGAUGCAGUUGAAAACGCCUCGUGCUUUACCCACCAUGGAGGCCCAUCAAGUGAUAAAAGCCAAUGCGCUCUUUCUUCUGUCUUUGAGUAGUGCAGCAGAGCCAAGUAUCCUGUGCUACCACCCUCCAAAGCCUUUACUGUCCCAGCUCCCGAGUGUAAAAGAGGGGAUUUCUGAGGACCUGCCUCCCAAAAUGCACUGCCUCUACUUGCAGACACUAGCACGACAUCACCAUGAGAACUUUGUUGGCUAUCAGGAUGACAAUCUCUUCCAGGAUGAAAUGAGAUACCUUCGAUCUACAUCAGUACCCGCACCUUACAUAUCAGUAACUCCUGAUGCAUGUCCGAAUGUUUUUGAGGAACCAGAGAACAACAUGAAAUCAAUGCCUCCUAGCCUGGAAACUAGCCCUAUUACGGAUACAGACUCUGCUAAACGUACUGUCUUCCAAAGAUCGUACUCUGUUGUGGCCUCAGAAUACGAUAAACAGCAUUCUGUCCUGCAGCCACGGGUGAAGGCUAUUCCCAGGCGUAGGGUCAACAGUGGUGACGCUGAAGUUGGUUCCUCAUUGUUGAGGCACCCAUCGCCAGAGCUAUCCCGCUUGAUCUCUGCUCACAGUUCACUCUCAAAGGGGGAGAGAAAUUUCCAGUGGCCGGUUUUGGCAUUUGUAAUCCAGCAUCAUGAUCUAGAAGGCCUUGAAAUUGCCAUGAAACAGGCACUAAGAAAAUCAGCAUGCCGAGUUUUUGCAAUGGAGGCUUUCAAUUGGCUGCUUUGCAAUGUAAUCCAGACAACAUCUCUUCAUGACAUAUUAUGGCACUUUGUGGCAUCUCUAACUCCUGCUCCUAUGGAGCCAGAAGAAGAGGAGGAUGAGGAGAAUAAGGCAAAUAAAGAAAAUGCAGAACAGGAAAAAGACACUAGAGUGUGCGAACAUCCACUUUCAGACAUAGUGAUUGCUGGAGAAGCAGCACACCCAUUGCCUGACACAUUUCAUCGUCUUCUUCAAACCAUUUCUGAUUUAAUGAUGUCUCUUCCUGGAGGAAGCGCUUUACAGCAGAUGGCACUAAGAUGUUGGAGUCUUAAGUUUAAGCAGUCUGAUCACCAGUUUCUUCACCAGAGCAAUGUAUUUCACCACAUCAACAAUAUCCUUUCCAAGUCUGAUGAUGGAGAUAGUGAGGAGAGUUUCAACAUCAGCGUGCAGUCUGGCUUUGAAGCAAUGAACCAGGAACUUUGUUUGGUUACUGCCCUUAAAGACAUGACUAGUGUUGUGGACAUUAAGACUUCUAGCAGACCAGCAAUGAUUGGAAGCUUAACAGACGGGUCCACUGAAACUUUUUGGGAGUCUGGAGAUGAGGAUAAAAAUAAAACCAAAAGCAUCACAAUAAAUUGUGUCAAAGGCAUAAAUGCACGCUAUGUAUCAGUCCAUGUAGACAACUCUCGUGACUUAGGGAAUAAAGUCACAUCAAUGACAUUUUUGUGUGGCAAGAGCGUGGAAGACCUGUGUAGGGUUAAACAGGCUGACUUAGAUUCCAGGCACAUUGGAUGGGUGACGAGUGAACUGCCUGGUGGGGAUAAUCACAUUCUGAAAAUUGAGAUGAAAGGCCCUGAGAACACGCUGAGAGUGCGGCAAGUUAAAGUGCUCGGGUGGAAAGAUGGGGAAUCUAUCAAAAUAGCCGGUCAAAUUUCUGCCAGUGUGGCUCAGCAGAGGAACUGCGAGUCCGAGACCCUGCGGGUGUUCAGACUGAUAACUUCACAGGUAUUUGGCAAGUUGAUAUCUGGAGAUGCUGAACCUACGCCUGAGCAAGAGGAAAAAGCUCUCUUGUCCUCACCCGAAGGAGAAGAAAAGGCAACCUCAGAUGCUGACCUUAAAGAACACAUGGUUGGCAUUAUCUUCAGCAGAAGUAAACUCACCAACUUACAAAAGCAGGUGUGUGCCCACAUAGUACAAGCUAUCAGAAUGGAGGCAACACGUGUGCGUGAAGAGUGGGAGCAUGCCAUCUCCAGCAAGGAAAAUGCAAACUCCCAGCCAAAUGAUGAAGAUGCCUCCUCUGAUGCAUACUGCUUUGAGCUUCUUUCCAUGGUGCUUGCAUUAAGUGGAUCUAAUGUUGGAAGGCAGUAUUUGGCUCAACAGCUGACAUUACUGCAAGAUCUUUUCCAUCUUUUGCACACAGCAUCUCCAAGAGUGCAGCGACAAGUAACCUCAUUGCUUCGCCGUGUCUUACCUGAAGUGACUCCAUCUCGUCUUGCAAGUAUCAUAGGAGUAAAGUCACUUCCACCCGCUGACAUCAGCGAUAUCAUCCACUCAACCGAGAAAGGAGACUGGAACAAGCUUGGCAUCUUGGAUAUGUUCCUGGGUUGCAUUGCUAAGGCACUUACAGUUCAACUGAAGGCUAAGGGGACACCAAUUACUGGCACAGCAGGAAUGAGUGCUGGGAAAGGGGUCACAACUGUCACAUUACCAAUGAUUUUUAACUCCAGGUACAGUCUAAUGCUUUGCCUCCUUCCAGAUGCGUUUUUCUUUAUCUGGGUGAUAUUAGAGACCCACCCUAGAUGGGUUAGUGAACUGUUUUAAUGAUCUUGGGACAUGGUCUCCUCU
Molecule: messenger RNA, 4635 nt
Organism: Bufo bufo (common toad)
Lineage: Eukaryota; Metazoa; Chordata; Amphibia; Anura; Bufonidae
Product: E3 ubiquitin-protein ligase MYCBP2-like
Exons: 18
Coding region: 1-4611 (1536 amino acids)
Cellular component (GO): nucleus
Source: RefSeq, a predicted model, not a curated record